AAAGAAGAUUGAAGAAGAGGCGAUUAUUGUAUAGUUCCUCCUUGGCGGUGAACGCGGGAUACGGAGAGGGGGCCGACGAUGGAGGAGAACGCUCGCGUCCCUGAGAGCGAGAGGCUUCAAAUGGCGCAGAUCCUCGAGCUCGACAUGGAGGAGCUCCAGGUCGAGGAAGUUGACGACGACUUCGAAGCCUCCGACAAUGGCGGCGACGACGACGACGCCCUCUUUAGAAGUGGCAAUGGUGAUAGAGAGGCGGGUCCAUCUGAUGGUCUUACCUUCGAUACAUCUUUGGCUUCCUUACAUACAUACCUCGGCGAGAUUGAUGAUAUCCAUGGAAGGAACAGUUUUUUCGAUGGCGGUACAAUCUUGCAAGUCCCGUUGCUCUAUUUUGAAGGAGUUGUUUUGUUCCCUGAAGCGACUCUCCCUCUUAGAAUAGUUGAUCCUAAAUUUACAGCUGCUGUGGAAAAAGCUCUAAACCAGGUUGAUGCUCCAUGCACAAUAGGUGUGGUUCGUGCUUAUCGGCCUCGGAACAAUGGAUGGAUUCGUGCUGCUUCAAUUGGCACAACUGCUGAGAUACGGCAAUAUAGGCGAUUGGAUAAUGGUUCAUUAAAUGUUGUUACUCGUGGUCAACAGAGAUUUCGCUUGAGACGUCAUUGGGUAGAUGUUGAUGGAGCACCCUUUGGUGAAAUUGAAAUCGUCCAAGAAGAUACUCCUCUGAGAACCCCGAAAGAUGCAUUUGGGCAGCUGGCCUCAGUUAACAACUAUCGGACAUGUACCUUCUCACACAGAAAAGCUUCAGGUGUUCUUGCUGCUCUUCAACAUGGAUUUGUAGAUGCAGAAAAUGAUUCAGACUCUGUGUCAUCUGGUAGUGUCUUGAGCGACUAUUCUGAAAUGGACACGAGAGUGUGCCUUACUGGAUCUGGUUCUGUAGAUUCAGCAAAUAAAAAUGAAAUGUUCAAUGAGUUGUCAAGUGGUGAGGAGGAAUUCUUGCAUGGGCAUUUUGGGAUGCAGCAAAAAAUUUCUUCAAAAUCAAGUCGAUCAGCUGCACAUUUUAAGCAUGAAAAAAUGAAUGAGGAAGGUGUUGACAAGCAUUCUCCAAGGAAAGAAUUGAGCAACAUUUAUAGAGCUGCAACUGAGUCAAACUGUGCAUUCCAGGCUCCAAUGUCUUUUUGGCCUCGUUGGGUUUAUGAAAUGUAUGAUGCAUAUUCACUUGCUCGACGGGCUGCAGAGUUAUGGAGACAGAUAAUUGUGAACCCAAGCAUGGAUGAUUAUAUCAGAAAACCAGGUCUUUUGUCUUUCUAUAUUGCCAGCAAACUCCCUUUAUCAGAAUCUACAAGGCAGGAGCUUCUAGAGAUUGAUGGAAUAUCAUAUAGGCUACAGAGGGAGAUCCAGUUACUUAAGGGAUUUAACCUUUUACGUUGCAAGAACUGUGAGGCUUUGAUUGCAAAGCGAAGUGACAUGGUAGUGAUGUCGACCGAUGGUCCCCUCAAUGCUUUUGUGAACCCAAAUGGUUAUGUUCAUGAGUUAAUAACCGUUCAGAAGGCAAUAGGGCUAUUACUCCAUGGUGCUCCAAGCAAAGAGCAUAGCUGGUUUCCAGGGUAUGCAUGGACGGUAGCUUGUUGUGCUGGAUGUGAAUCCCACCUUGGGUGGCUAUUCACGGCUGUGAAGAAGAAUCUGCUCCCAAAAUCGUUUUGGGGGAUACGGAGCUCCCAAGUUGCAGAUGACACAAAACACGAAGUCCAAUGAAGCAUAGUCUGCAGAGUUACGGAAUAAAAGGUAUAGUUUAGGGUUUCUGAGAUAUCAUGUGAAGAAAUGUAUUAUAAGGUGUGAUGAUUGUUGAAUUUAGAGUAAUCUUGAUAGAAUAUCCGAAAUAUAGUACAUAGAGAUAAGGCGUAAUGUACUCGUAACGUGUAUGGUGUUAUCCUCAUGAUACCGCAGCUUUAACAGCUUUUCUGCUGGUAGUGAAAUCAAGCUAUAACUGUUUUUGUUCUAGUUGAGCUUGAAAUUUCGGACAAUUUGUGGAAACCAGAUGGUUUUAUGAUGCAGCACUUUGGAAGCUUGUUAGUUUGAUAGUGCAAAGUUUCGAACUUUUCU
Messenger RNA from Ananas comosus (pineapple), 2091 nucleotides. Its product is annotated as protein cereblon. The transcript has 10 exons. Gene Ontology annotation, biological process: protein ubiquitination. The record is from RefSeq and is a predicted model, not a curated record. Gene Ontology annotation, cellular component: Cul4A-RING E3 ubiquitin ligase complex. Bases 79 to 1743 code for a protein of 554 amino acids. Lineage: Eukaryota; Viridiplantae; Streptophyta; Magnoliopsida; Poales; Bromeliaceae.